UGCAAUGAUAAAUUCAUGAUGCGAUUAUAAUCGAUAUUUAUACCUUAUACGAAUUUAGUCAUAUAUUUAAUGUUAAGUUCCUUAAUUUCUCUGGCUGUAAAAAAAACUUAAAAUUAGUUACAAAAACGACACUAAAAAAUGGCUGCUAGACGUCUCCACGGUCUGAUUUACGCGACAAUAGCCUUAUGUUGUAUGGUCAUCGUAAUUUGCAGUGUUUCAUUAGGAACUGACCAGUGGUUUAAGGCGACUGGGUCUUCGGUACAAAGUUCUUCACUAUCGAUAGAAGUCAGCUAUGGAUUAUUUAAAGGAAAGAAAAAAUCAACCAAUGAAAUAGGAUCUCUUGAAGAUGAGUUAAAAAUUGUAUGUGUAUCUUCGAAAUGCAUGUUCAGUUGUGGAAAAUCGGGGAGCCAAAGGAAACAAAAUCUGGAAGAAAUCAUCGCUGGGGGUGCAGUUACAGGGGAUACCAUAAUUUGCGCGUCUGGUCCUGUUGAAACUAGGGAUAGUGCGAAUAAAUUUGGAAACUUUAGCGGACGUCAAUCCGAUGGGACUACUACAGACCCAGUAUUUCUUAGUUUUGCCUUGUACCUCAUUACAAUAAUAUGCUUGUGCGGUGCCAUGAUUUUUGCCAUUGUUGGAGGAGGAUUGGCUCUUUACAACACGUAUAGAACACCUUUCCGGCCAAUUCUUAGCGUUUUUGGGCUUUACAUUUGGAAUGGAAUCUCUGCUGCCUUUGUACUGCUGGCAAUGAUUAUCUGGGGUGUGGCAUUCGCGACGUCGCUGUCAAAAAAUGCCGGAGUUAGUAACACGCUGACGGGUACAUACUCAACUAAAGGAAAUGGGUCACUUGGGAUUUCUUUUUGGAUUUUGCCCUUGGCCCUCGUAUUUGCCAUCACAAAUAUUGGAAUUAUUCGGUACCGCUCUUAUCGCAUAGUCGAAAUGGAAGCAAAAAAUGUUAAGGUCAUGACCGAAAAGCUCGAGAGUGGCGACAUAUUGCUAUUUUAACUUGAAAAAGAUGGAUCGACACAAUCCAAAGUUAUUAUAUACAGAGCAUUUUAUUAUUAUUAUUCACACGACAUCGGUAUUAUAAAAGUAUAAAGAAUAAGUAUCGAGAAAAAGUUAAAAUACCAGUCUCAUCACAAUUCAUGCAAUUGAAUAUCAAAAAG
This is a messenger RNA of Folsomia candida, 1163 nucleotides long. Its product is annotated as clarin-3. Lineage: Eukaryota; Metazoa; Arthropoda; Collembola; Entomobryomorpha; Isotomidae. The record is from RefSeq and is a predicted model, not a curated record. The transcript has 7 exons. Bases 139 to 1002 code for a protein of 287 amino acids.